Molecule: messenger RNA, 3554 nt
Organism: Cololabis saira (Pacific saury)
Lineage: Eukaryota; Metazoa; Chordata; Actinopteri; Beloniformes; Belonidae
Gene: pold1
Product: polymerase (DNA directed), delta 1, catalytic subunit
Exons: 27
Coding region: 73-3387 (1104 amino acids)
Biological process (GO): base-excision repair, gap-filling; nucleotide-excision repair, DNA gap filling; DNA replication proofreading
Cellular component (GO): delta DNA polymerase complex
Molecular function (GO): DNA-directed DNA polymerase activity; nucleotide binding; DNA binding
Source: RefSeq, a predicted model, not a curated record
UGUCGGCAGAUUGAAGAGCAGUGGCGGGAGCUGUCGUCAGGCUCGUGUAGGGAAACACCGACUUUCAUAGGCAUGGAUUUUAAACGACGUAAUGGAGGCCCUCUGGGGGGUUCCUCCCAAGGGAAGCGGGGUAAAAAAGCUGGUGAUUGGGAGGACAGUCCAUCACAGUUUGAAGAAGAAUUGUUAAUGUUUGAUGAAGCAGAGAUGGAUGGAGAGGAGAUGGAGGGGCAGGCAGGGCAUGACGUCAUUCCUGUGGGUGAUCUUUUUUCAGCAGACCUUAAUCCUCGAUGGCGGCGGCCUCAUGCCCCCCCACUGAACACAUCGUCUGAUACACUUGUGUUCCAGCAGAUUGAUCUUGACCAUUAUUUGGGUGCAUCAGUUGCUGGCAUGCCCGGCCAGUCACAAGCAAAAGUGCCAAUCAUUCGGAUGUUUGGGGUAACUGACAAUGGCAACAGCGUGUGCUGCCACGUGCAUGGCUUUGCACCUUACUUCUAUGUUCCUGCACCAAAUGGGUUUACAUCAGCGCACCUGGGUGAAUUCAAAAGAGAGUUGAACUCUGUCGUUCUGAAGGACAUGCGCUCCAAUAAGGACAACAUCUCCAUCACAGUGUUGGCUGUCGACAUCACCCGCAAAGAGAGCAUGUAUGGUUACCAUGGUCAACGCAGUCUGGAUUUCUUAAGGAUCACCAUGGCGAUGCCUCGUCUUAUCGCGCCUGCAAAGAGACUGCUGGAACAGGGCUUUAAAUUUGGACAUUUCUCAUUUCAAACCUACUCAACCUAUGAAGCUAACAUUGAUUUUGAAAUUAGGUUUAUGGUAGACAGUGAUGUGGUGGGCUGCUGUUGGAUUGAACUUCCCAAGAGCAAGUACAGAGUACGAGAAGAGAAGAGCACGGGGGAAAUGGAUUCCCAGUCCCCGGGCAAGGUGACUUUGUGUCAAUACGAAGUGGAUAUUGGAUGGACGGAUUUGAUAAGUCACCCUGCAGAAGGGGACUGGCAGAGGAUAGCACCACUCAGGGUCCUCAGCUUUGACAUAGAGUGUGCAGGAAGAAAAGGAAUCUUCCCAGAAGCAGACAAAGACCCUGUGAUUCAGAUCGCGUCUAUGGUUCAGCGGCAGGGCGACACGGAGCCGUUCAUCCGCACCGUCUUCACUCUUCAGUCCUGCUCCAGCAUCGUUGGCUCUCAGAUAUUGUGCUUUACGCAGGAGAAACAGCUUCUCCAGAGCUGGGCUGAGUUUUUGAGGACGGUGGACCCAGACAUCAUCACUGGAUACAACAUCCAGAACUUCGACUUUCCCUAUUUGCUCAACAGGGCAGCUACUUUGAAGGUGAAUUUAUUUCCAUACUUGGGUCGAGUGCGAUAUAUGAAAUCAGUUUUGAGAGAUUCAAAUUUCCAAAGUAAGCAGAUGGGCCGGCGAGAGAACAAGACCAUCAACAUGGAGGGCCGAGUUCAGUUUGAUCUGCUCCAGGUGCUUCUAAGGGAUUACAAAUUGCGCUCCUACACACUGAAUGCUGUGAGUUUUCAUUUUCUACAAGAACAGAAGGAGGAUGUGCAGCACUCCAUCAUCACUGACCUGCAGAAUGGAAAUGAACAGACUCGCCGGCGUUUGGCGGUGUACUGUCUGAAAGAUGCGUAUCUCCCCCUGCGCUUGCUGCAGAAGCUCAUGUGUGUGAUUAACUACAUGGAGAUGGCCAGGGUGACGGGCGUUCCUCUCACGUACCUGCUCUCCAGAGGACAGCAGAUCAAAGUCGUCUCUCAGCUGUUACGACAGGCCAUGAAGCAGGACUUGGUCAUGCCUGUUGUAAAGGUAGAAGGAGGAGAGGACUACACUGGAGCAACUGUCAUCGAACCAGAGAAGGGAUAUUACAGUGUUCCUAUUACCACCCUGGACUUCUCCUCCCUGUAUCCAUCAAUUAUGAUGGCUCACAAUCUGUGCUACACCACCCUGCUGCAGAAGGGCUCUGCGGAGAAAUUGGGCCUGUCACCAGAGGACUUCAUUAAGACUCCAACAGGUGAUCAGUUUGUGAAGAGCUCUGUGAGGAAAGGACUUCUUCCAGAAAUCCUGGAGAACCUGCUGUCUGCCCGAAAGAGGGCCAAAACGGAGCUUAAGAAAGAAACGGACCCUUUCAAGAAGCAAGUGCUGGACGGUCGACAGCUGGCUCUUAAAAUCAGUGCAAACUCUGUGUACGGCUUCACGGGGGCCCAGGUCGGCAAACUGCCCUGCUUAGAGAUCUCCCAGAGUGUCACUGGUUUUGGAAGACAGAUGAUUGAGCAAACUAAACAGCUGGUGGAGUCCAAGUACACCCUUUCUAACGGUUGUCAAGCUGAUGCUAAGGUCAUUUAUGGCGACACGGACUCUGUCAUGGUCAAGCUUGGAGUUGCAACUGUAGGAGAAGCCAUGGAAAUCGGGAGGGAAGCAGCUGCGUGGGUUUCCUCUCAUUUUACACCACCCAUCAAGCUGGAGUUUGAGAAGGUGUACUACCCUUACCUGCUGAUCAAUAAGAAGCGCUAUGCAGGCCUGUAUUUCUCCUCUAGCGCAGACAACUAUGAAAAGAUGGACUGUAAAGGCAUUGAGACUGUCCGCAGAGAUAAUUCCCCUCUGGUGUCUAACCUCAUCAACACCUGUCUGCAGAAAAUCCUCAUCGACAGAGACCCUCAAGGUGCUGUGGAACAUGCUAAAGAAGUGAUCUCCGACCUGCUGUGCAAUCGUAUCGACAUCAGCCAGCUGGUCAUCACGAAGGAGCUGACGCGUACGGCCCAGGAGUACGCCGCCAAGCAGGCACACGUGGAGCUGGCUGAAAGGAUGAGGAAAAGGGAUGCAGGCAGUGCCCCAAACCUGGGAGACAGAGUUCCUUACGUCAUCAUCAAGGCUACAAAGGGAGCUGCUGCGUACAUGAAGUCAGAAGACCCCAUCUAUGUGUUGGAGAACAAUAUCCCCAUUGAUACACAGUACUACCUGGAGCAGCAGCUGUCCAAACCUCUGUUGAGAAUAUUUGAGCCCAUUCUGGGGGAGAGCAAGGCCGAGAGCGUCUUGCUAAAGGGCGACCACACUCGUUGUAAGACUGUCUUGACCUCAAAGGUCGGGGGCCUGAUGGCUUUUGCUCAGAAGAGAAGCACCUGCAUCGGCUGCAAGGCCGUGCUCAAGAAUGAUGCGGCUGUGUGUGACUUUUGUAAGAAGCGGGAGUCUGAACUGUAUCAAAAAGAGAUCUUCCACCUGAACUCAUUAGAGGAGCGUUUCUCUCGUCUGUGGACGCAGUGUCAGCGCUGCCAGGGCUCCCUCCACGAGGACGUGCUCUGCACCAGCCGGGAUUGUCCCAUCUUUUACAUGAGGAAGAAGGUUCAGAAAGAUCUGGAUGACCAGGGCAAGCUAGUCUCUCGUUUUGGGUGGUGAGAAAGAUGCGCUGCUGGGCCUCAUUUCCUCGUAAAUUGGACUCCCAUCCUCCCAGUCUUUUGUAUGUUUGUAAAAAUGCAUAUAUGUACCCUUUUCUAUGUUUUCUAUUAUCAGUAAAACUACAUGUAGUGUCUUUUUGUAAAAUAAAGUUAUAUGGUUUAUUCCUU